This is a messenger RNA of Bradysia coprophila, 2156 nucleotides long. Its product is annotated as larval serum protein 2-like. The record is from RefSeq and is a predicted model, not a curated record. Lineage: Eukaryota; Metazoa; Arthropoda; Insecta; Diptera; Sciaridae.
UCAUCAAUAUGAAUUCCAUCACAAUUUUAGUUCUCGCUUGUGCAUUUGCAAGUGGCAUUUACAUGACAAACGAUGUGAAAUACGCCGAUUCGACGUUUUUGGUAAAACAAAAAGCAAUUCUUGAGAUUCUUCAACACGUUCACCAGAAUGACGUUCUUCUCAAAUUAUAUGACGAAGCUAAACAAUUCAAAUUAUUUGACAAAAGAGAUUCCUAUACCAAACCAGAAGUUGUCGAUGAAUUCAAGCGUUUCUACGAACAUGGUAUGUUGGGGCUAAAUGAAGUGUUCUCCAUCAUGGACCACGAACAUCGUGAGGAAGUCAUUGCUUUGUUCAAUGUGUUCUAUAAUGCCAAGAGCUGGGAAAUAUUCCGCAAGACAAUCGUCUGGGCCCGCUUCUACGUCAACAAAGGCAUGUUCAUAUAUGCUUUGACUGUUGCUGUUUUCCAUCGAUCAGAUAUGACUGGCAUUGCUUUGCCAGCUCAAUAUGAAAUCUAUCCAUACUACUUCUUCAACAAUGAAGUCAUUCAACACGCUCAAAACUUCACGAUGGAAGGCAUCUAUGAGAUUGAGGAGGUUGACGACUUAUACACUGUCGUCAUUCCAUCGAAUUACACAGCUUACCAGGAUGACACAAAUCCUGAACAAAAAUUGUCUUACUUCACCGAAGAUAUUGGACUAAACUCCUAUAACUAUUACUUACAUGUUGACUAUCCAUUUUGGAUGGGAGGUGAAAAAUACAACGUGUCCAAGGAUCGUCGUGGUGAACAUUAUAUCUUCCAACGCCAACAAUUUUUGGCUCGUUACUACAUGGAACGUCUGUCUAACGACAUUGGAGAAAUUCCAGAAUUCAGCUGGUACGAGCCAAUCGAAACCGGACACUAUACAUCCCUUCGUUCCUACAACGGAGACUUCUUCCCAUCGAGAGACAAUCACUAUACUGUUUAUGAGGAGCAAAACUACUACGACGUAGAUCACGUUGAAGACUAUGAACGUCAUUUCCGUGAUGCAAUCGAAUAUGGAUUCAUUACAUUGCCAGGAGGCAAAUACUCGGAUCUGACGAAACCGGAAUCCAUUGAAUGGUUAGGAAACUUUUUCCAAGGCAAUCCAGACAGUAAUUUCGACCGUUUAAAUGGCUACUGGGAACUAGCUAAGAGUUUGCUCGGUGGUUCAACCGAUCCUUUUGACCUAUACAAAAUUCCUAACACCUUGGAGCACUUCGAAACAGAGAUACGCGAUACGAUAUUCUACAAAUUGUCCAAGAAUUUGAUCAAAUACAUCUUCCAAUGGCAAAAACAUUUACCACGCUACACCUGGGAUGAGCUCGACUUCAAGGGUGCCAAGAUUGAAUCGGUUGAAAUUGAUAAUAAGCUUGUCACAUAUUUUGAAAAGUUCGACUCAGACAUCACCAAUGUUGUUGAUGUUGAAAUGUUCGAUUACAAACCAAAUUCUGCACUUCAGCAAUUUGGACGGGUCGCUCACUACGAUGGAUAUGAUUUGGUCGUCAAGACUCGUCAACCUCGUCUUAACCAUUUGCCAUUCACAUUCACAUUGCACGUUGGAUCCGAUAGGGCUCAAAAGGCAAUCGUUAAGGUUUUUAUUGGACCCAAAUUCGACGAAUACGGACACAUUUUCACCUACGAAGAGAGCCGUGAAACCUUCUUCGAAUUGGAUCACUUCCUUGUUGACUUAGUGGCUGGAAAGAACGACAUUGUACGUAAAUCACAAGAUUUCUCAUCGUUCGUCGAAGAUCGCAUCACAUACUGUGAAUUAUACAAACAAGUCAUGUUGGCCGUUAAAGGCGAAAUUAAAUUCCCAUUGGAUAUGUCUGAAGCUCGUCGUGGAUUCCCAAUGCGGUUGAUGUUGCCUAAGGGUAAACGUGGAGGCAUGAUGUUCCAAUUCUUUUUCAUUGUUGCACCAUACGUUGCACCAAACGUUGCACAAAAUAUUAAUUUACUCUCUGGACUCGGCCAAACAGUCUCGAAUAUUUUUGGCAGUGGAAGUGAUAGUGGUAGUUGUUACAACGACAAUUUGCCGUUCGGUUAUCCAUUCGACAGACCUAUUAAUGAGAGAGCGUGGCUAACGCCAAACAUGUACUACUAUGACGUGAACAUUUUUCACGAAGAGGAAAUGGGUAUCAACACUCUUCCCACAAAAUAG